Molecule: messenger RNA, 772 nt
Organism: Podarcis muralis (Common wall lizard)
Lineage: Eukaryota; Metazoa; Chordata; Lepidosauria; Squamata; Lacertidae
Source: RefSeq, a predicted model, not a curated record
CUACGGCACAAGCUGAAUACUCCUUCCAUCGAGCACUGGUGGGCGGAAGGCCCUCAGAAACUUGAGAUCCUGGGGCCACGUGCCCUGAGGGCUGAAGAUGGCCCUCUGAAAACAAAGUCUCAGGCCAAAAUCCUAGACAUCCCCAAGACAUCUAGUUGCCGAAAUUCACCACCUGGCUGGAAACAUAAUUGUGAUUCCUAGAAGGAACACCGUUUCCAGAGCUGGUUGCUCUGGCAACACAUACCUUUGAAAUGGGAUUAGAGGACGGAGGAUUGGAUCAACAUGCUUGGCCAGGUGCAAGAUAGCCAACAAUUUAAGAGACCCACCGCUGAAUGGUUCGUGACAGAGGCAGCUCUGAGGGCGCAGGCAUCACCCAGGUUGAAGGAGCUGGCACGGCCUCGGCCUUGCCCGGCUGGCUGGGAAUUCCAUCGUUCCCCUUAUUCUGUGGUGACUCAGGCAGCAAAGAAUGCCGUAGCCUCAGAGAGGCUACUUGCUCUAGCCAAGCCAAGGCCACAAGCCACAGAAGCAAACACAAAAUCUGGAAAGUAAAUCCAAGGAGUGGUUGUUGAAUUUGCGAAGCUUGGCAGACUCUCUGAACUUCAGAUCUACAUCUUAGGCGGUGGCAAUCUUUACCAAGUUUCCAAGCCUGCUCUUCAGUAUUUACCUGGUCCUCACAUUCUUGAAAUCAGCCAUCCUGGGAGCGAAAAGGCAAAGUGGACAUUACUCAGCCUUGACAUUGACCAACUUGAGGAAGUGAUUAAAGUAUCUUGCA